Suillus discolor is the source of this 2248-nucleotide messenger RNA. RefSeq lists its product as uncharacterized. The coding region runs from base 16 to 2235 and encodes 739 amino acids. The transcript has 4 exons. Lineage: Eukaryota; Fungi; Basidiomycota; Agaricomycetes; Boletales; Suillaceae. The record is from RefSeq and is a predicted model, not a curated record.
GUGUGCCUGUCGUAGAUGGCUGCCGACGCACCCGCCAGUCAACCCACCACAUGCAGUUGGCAUGCUAUGUUCGUGCUCCGAUCAAAAUGGACCAUAUCAUGGUCGCUCAUCGCCCAUCCUGCCUCAUCUCUCCCGCCCAUCUUUCCUCCUCGCCCAACUUGUCUCUUACCUGCCAUCGCCUACAUACUCUUGAUAGCGCUUAUCACAAUGUCUUCCUUGCAACAGGCGGAUGUCGCAUUCCUGGCCAGAUUGGCUCUGCGUGAAUCUGCAGUUGGCCUUGUCACCGAUUGCAUGAAUUGUGGGGGUACAGUUCCAAUCACCAUAUGUCGGAGCGAUGCGAAUGGGAACUCGGGGAAGCCGAUGGCAAGGCAUCAAUCAUGUUCCUUCUUCUGCUGGUUCCCUCAAAUUCUAUCGCAUCCAGACAUCAUGGCCCUCCUCCCAUCAUCAAGUCGUUCCCCAAGUCUCACCAGUUCUCAGCCGGCACCUUCUACCUUCACGAGCGGCACUAGUGCUGCUUCCGCAACUCAAUUCCCUUCAACGCAACCUCUUGCCUCAACUGGCAAUGGCAAGAAGCCACGCAAGCGAGGCAUCAAAUGCAACGGUGCCUUUUGCCAACGAGCGAGCGUGCUGCGUUGUCCGCAUGUGAAGUGCCUCACCCAUUGUAUCGAGGAGGCGGGAGGAUGUCCAGUGCACCUCACUGAGACAGAUAACCAGCAGCAGCACCCUAUCGCGCAGCAGGAGUGGAAUUGGGACUAUGAUCAGGAGGAUACUCUUAUGCUCCCUGCUGAGGAUACUCUCGCACUCCCUGCUGAGCCCUACUGGCAUGAGGAUGGAGUUCAGACGAACGACGGGCUGAGAGCACUUCAACGUGCACUCCAGUCUGUUGGCGCUGGACAGCCUGCUGUGUUCCCAUCAUUUCAUGAUAUUUUGAUAGCUCCUGCACCAUCGCAACCACCCGCGUCGACAACACAACCGCCCGCACCAUCGCAACCACCCGCGCCAUCGCAACCACCCACACUAUUGCAACCACCCGCGCCAUCCCAGCAGUCUCAUCUGCCCCCUCUGUUGCAAAUCACCCGGCUGCCAAUGCGCUCUCAGCAUGGUGAUGCCUUAGCUCCACACGCCUUCCCGGUUCAUAAGCUGUCAAAGCCUCUGCGUGUAACCGAUCAACUUGACCCAAUGUGGACAGGUGACCUCAAUGCGCGUGCGCGAGAGGAAAUUGAGAGCAAGAGGGUGUCAGAACGUCGCAAGGAGAUGGAACGAGCUUCCAGGCAGCACUUUGUCUUGUACUGGUUUGAUGCUGACAACACGCCAGUGUCGAUGCAGUGGGCUGUUCACUGCCCGUACUUCCCACAAUAUCAGCUCUCAGAUGAUCCCACCCUUGUCAACUCCCUUGGCAGCAAUAUUUCAAAAAUCGACGUCUUUGAGGAAAGCUUCAUGCAUUGGAUUCCGUCAACGCUCGCUCACCCCUUCACUCUUGACUCGGGUUGCCACGUCUUCAUACGACGUCAUGGUGUCACUGAGUGCAGCGGCUUCGAUGAGUUAUUUAAGUCUUCCAAACUGUUGACUCGCCCUUCUCACAUGCGCUUCAAUAUGAAGGGUGAGCGUGAUAGCAUACGCAAGAAGAUGAAGCAACGACAGGCAUCCACCCCGGCUUCAUCAUCGGAUGUCGAGAUUCUCGAUGACGACAUGCAACUUACACCUGAGCUCAAGAAGACAAAGCGACGAGAGACAUCCAUUGCCGCUUCAUCAUCGGACAUCGAGAUUCUGGACAACGAGGCACAACUUACACCCAAGUCUGCGCCUUCGAUGUCUGCAUCAGUUGCAGUCAAUGACAUUCGGCAACCAGCGCCACCUUUGGAAACUCACCAGUCAGCUCAGGCUUCUCCGUCCAUCAUUCCUGUGCAUGUCCCAAUAUACGAUCAUGGCAAGCCACGACGAGUCUGGCCACAGGGAAUGUACACAGUUGAUAUGGUUGUCGGCUUUCAGCAGAUGGACAUCCCAAAGUUCCGUAACUAUGGUCAGGAGCAGCUUUUUCGUCUCAUCUUUGGUGACACUCCAUUUGUUAAGGCCACAUAUCAUGAAAAUCGCAAGGCGUGGCGCGAGACGCCACUGACCAUCCUCGAGGCACACAAGCAAAGCGGGCGCACUCAAGAUGGCCUUUGGUCGAACUGUCUUGCUGCGCGCUGCAUUGCCUUGGGUCUGGAGAGCAAGAAACAUAGCCAGCGGAAGUAGUGUCAAAGUAUUG